AACGCAAAAAGAAGCGGUGCUUUUGUUGGCCGUGCAACAAGCUGCGAUCAGUGGAGCUAAUAGGAAGAGGUGAGCUGAGGGAAAAGCCUGGAAGCAAUAAAGAUCGCUCGGGAGAUGUGAGGGUGUGAGAUGGAGAGGCAGGACCAAAGAAAGAGAGAGAGAGGGAGAGGAGGAGGAGACAGCGCCGUGUGUGCAGACUGAGUCGGAGGUGAAAGAGACUGCUGGGAGGCGACUCGCUGAGCGCUGUGAUCAACACAGAGACGAGUAGAGGAAACGAAGGGAAAGUGACAGAGUGCACUGAUUGACACGCCCGACGUGGCCAAAGCAAAGGACAAGCUUGGCAACUUUUUUCUUCUUUUUUGAUUAAUGUUUAAUCUGCUAAUGUCUUCUGAUUUAUUGUGGAGCUGAGUGGAUCGCGCUACAAGGGGGGUUAAUUAGUUUUCCCAGCUUGUCACUUCAAAGCCUUUUGUCUUGCACAUCUUUGAAAAUGAUGUAAAGAGGUGCAAUCACUCUGUUUAUGUUCACUGGGGAUUGUAGCCUCUCUGUUGUUGGAUGCUCGGAUUUUGCUUCAGACUUUGAUUCUUUAUUUACCACCUUGGCUCAUUUUCAAUCUGCAUGAGUCAUGGGCCACUGACUUUGAGUGGCUGGGCUGGAUAAGCUUCCGACAGGCGUUAUUAAUGAACUAUGAUACUUCAUGUAUGUACAUCUCCCACUGACAAUGUGGGGAACUAGAUAAGGACAGACUGCUCUCUUUAGAAUAUGUUCUCCAAGAAUCGUUUCAAUGGACAACAUGGAGCAGGUGUUUCCCCUAAAGGAGGCGCAAAGUCAAAAGUUCACCCACCUAAGAAGAGGGCUCCAAACCCCAGGGUAGCACUAGUUAUUCGGGGAAAAAUACAUCGUUUAUUGCAAGGAUCUGCAGACCACCAUGUCCCAGAUUCCCACCUCUAUUAUGCCGGUAUUGAGGAAGACGAGGCGAGAGAAACACAUGAGAGCAGAAAGGAGCGCAGGAGCAUAUACCCAAAGGUUAGCCCAAGGGCUGAAGCAUAUUCCCCCACAGUUUCAAACACUAAAACGCAUGGUGUAGCAUCUGGGCCACCAUGUGUAGGAGAGGUGGAACUGAACAGAGAGGGGUGUAUAAGAAUACCCUGCACUUUGCAGCAUAAAAGCUGUAGAUCACCAGCAAAUAUUAAACGAAUCUCCUUUGAAGAAGGACUUCGGGAUGCUCCGGAGCAAUUACGGCCACCCCUACACUAUGCUCCAGUCGGUCCAGACGUGAAUGGCAAGAAGUUUGUAUCAACAGCAGGAAGGAAUUUUCCCUCACCCCGUAUUCGGCCAAAGAGACCCUAUUCUACUGGUGACUGUGUUGACUACAAUUUUAACAGACCUCUCCCUGGUACUCUGCUAGAAGAGGAUGAAGAUAAAGAGGAGGAGUCAAGUGCCAUCAUCGAGCACAUUCUAAAAGAGCUGAGGGGGAUCAACAAGAUCCAGGAGGAAAUCUCCGACCUCAGGGAUUACCUGACCUCAGUUCGAGGGUCAGUUGAGGAAGUAUCGUCGUGUGUAGAUGCUGUUCUGUUGGAGAUUGAGGGCAUUCGUUCUAGCAACAAGCCUGGAGCCCAUGCAGGCACUUGGUCAGGGGUAGGGUGCAAAGAUGGCCCAUCCUGCCGCAGAAGGCCUGCAAGUGCUUAUGGCAGUUUAGGUAGUGCAGUGCCAAAGUCAGAGUCAAAUUGUUUCCCUCAAGUAUGCAAUGAGCACCAUAGCAGACAUAGAGAAUUACUGCUAUCCCAGCCAGAAGACUCAACAGUUUCCCCAAUCGCUGAAUCAGUGGAUCAUCGGGAUCUAGAGGAACCAGAGGAUACCUCUGAGCAUAGCUCUGAUAUCCCAGUAGGCGCUAUAGCAAGAAAACUCAGCUUUGGCUACCUUGACAGGCAGGAUGGUCAAGACUGCCUAAGCACCAGCUCUUUGUCUUCUGGUCAUAGUUCCAAAUCUGAAUCAGACAUAGAAAGACCAUCAUCUAGUCAUGGAAGAAAGCAAGAGAGAACUCGUGAUGGGGAGGAACAUUGGACUAAUGCUGUACCAACACACAGUGGACCUAUGGAAUCCGUGUGGCAUAGGGAAACAGCUUACAUAAGGGAGCAUGAAGGUGUGAGCCCUCUUUGCUGUGAAGGAGCUGGAAGCUGGGAGCAAUACAGUGGUGCGACAGGAUAUGGUACAUCUGGGCAGUGUUCUAAUGCAAGCUCAGAACAUCUCUCUAUACACUCUGGAAAGCAUUACAACUCACCCGCCAGCAGUUCUAGCAGAGAGGAAUGGCAGCCGCGAAGGAGGCGGCCUCAGAACCAGUCUGGGAUUCAUGGAUCGGCAGAUCCCAAUGGUGAAAACUCCACUGUAGCAUAUGAAUGUGCUGCUGAUUUGUCCUACCCUCAAAGUUCUGGUUACCAUUCAGUCGAUGGGCAUGAUGCUGAAGCAGAGGAAUCAGACUUUAGGCAUUCAGCUGAUCUGAGCUUUACAACAACUUGUCAAGUUGAAACGUAUUUAGCAUAUGACGAGUCUACAGCAAUGACUUGGACUGAGGCAUCCUGCGCGACUGACGCCAGUAACCAAAGCUUAGGAAAUCAAUUCUCUCACCCUGGCAAUGCAGAUCCCCAAGCUGGAGGUUUCAAUGUCAAACGCAUAGGUAGAGCAGUACUUGAUUUUAGCUCUGCCUUGCGGGGUGCGUUGCGCAAACUUGAAGCACCUGGAGCUGUGAAUCCUGAAGAAGAAACAGACUUUGAAAUAUCAAUGCCUUCUGAUCUGCCUACAACUCAGUUGCCUUCAAAACCUUUUUGCUAUGAGACACAAUUGGUUCAAACAUCUGAUAUAACCCAAAAAGGUGAUGUGGUUGGUGGGGAUGAUAUUGCUUUUAGGGAAAGCAUAACCAGCACUGUAGAUACAUUAGAUACUUUCUAUGUGGAGCCUAUGCUUAAAGAAGCCAUCAACAGCCUUACAUUGGAGUCUACAGAAACUUACCAACACCCUUUUUCUGACAUUGUCCCACCGUGUCCUGAGGAACUCCCAGUCUGCCCUGACGUGAUUUGCAGUAGUGCUGCAAAACUGCCUCAACCUGAUGGCCUUACAGAAGAACAUGCAGAAACUCUUGCAGAUAUGAGCAUUAAAGAAGCUCAGCUUUCGCAGUGUACCACUGCAGAUUCAUUGUCGGCCUCUGUUUUUGCUGACGAACCUGCAGCCGUGGAAGAGCAAGGGCAAACUGAUGUCCCACUACCACAACAAACUAGCAUGGACACUGCUAUAGCUUCAGAGGACAACCCAGAAGGAGAGCCAUCCACAGAGAUCAGCCAGAUGGAUGAGCGCAGGCUAAAGUGUCUGAGGAGCUUUCAGCAGAUUCUUCGUGAGAAGAGAGAGACCAGGCGCAGCCUUGCCAGUGUGACUAUGUCCACCUUCUCUCAAGAGUUUGAGCAAGAUGGAAGUCAAGAUGGAGAUCAGAGCCGAGAUCAAGAUGGUGACCUCAGCAAGCACCCGUGGGCCAAGCCAGGGGGGAACACACCGUUUGGCAUUGACAGCAUGCCAGAUCUCCGCAAGAGAAGGCCCAUUCCCCUCGUUAGUGAGCUGGCUAUGUCUAUGCUACAGUCCAGGAAAGCUGGACUCGCCCACACACUGGCCACACGGACCUCCCUGAAAGACGAAGAGCUUAAAAACCACGUAUACAAGAAGACCCUGCAGGCUCUCAUCUACCCCAUUUCCUGCACCACACCGCACAAUUUUGAGGUGUGGACCGCCACCACGCCCACUUACUGCUACGAGUGCGAGGGUCUGCUGUGGGGCAUCGCCCGGCAGGGAAUGCGCUGUGCAGAGUGUGGGGUCAAAGUGCAUGAGAAAUGCCAAGAGCUGCUAAACGCUGACUGCCUGCAAAGAGCGGCCGAGAAGAGCUCCAAGACCGGGGCAGAGGACCGGACGCAGCACAUCAUCAUGGCCAUGAAAGACCGGAUGAAAAUCCGCGAGAGGAACAAGCCAGAGAUCUUUGAGGAGAUCCGUAAAGUGUUCAACGUCUCCAAGAUGGUCCACACCCAGAACAUGAAGAGCAUUAAGCAGAGUGUGCUGGAUGGCACUUCCAAGUGGUCAGCCAAGAUCACCAUCAAUGUCGUCAGUGCCCAGGGUCUCCAGGCCAAGGACAGGACAGGUUCCAGCGAUCCUUAUGUGACCAUCCAAGUGGGUAAAACCAAGAAGAGAACAAAGACAAUCUACGGCAACCUGAACCCAGUCUGGGAGGAAAAGUUCAGCUUCGAGUGCCACAACUCAUCAGAUCGGAUCAAGCUCCGGGUUUGGGACGAGGACGAUGACAUCAAGUCGCGAGUGAAGCAGCGUCUGAAGAGGGAGUCGGACGACUUCCUGGGACAGAGCAUCAUUGAGGUCCGAACGCUCAGUGGAGAGAUGGACGUGUGGUAUAACCUGGAAAAGAGGACAGACAAGUCGGCGGUGUCUGGUGCCAUCCGUCUUCAGAUUAGUGUGGAGAUUGAGGGCGAGGAGAAGGUGGCGCCCUACCACGUGCAGUACAUGUGCCUUCAUGAGAAUAUGUUUCACUUUACGACGGAUGUCGAGGGUGGUGGCGUGGUGAAGAUCCCAGCUGCUCAGGGAGACGACGCGUGGAAGGUUUACUUUGAUGAAGUGCAACAGGAAGUUGUGGAUGAGUUUGCGAUGCGUUACGGCAUUGAGUCCAUCUUCCAGGCCAUGACCCAAUUCUCUUGCCUGUCCUCUAAGUACAUGCUGUCAGGGGUGCCGGCAGUGAUGAGCACCCUGCUGGCCAACAUCAAUGCCUUCUACGCCCACCCCACCGCCUCCACCAAUGUCUCUGCUCCAGCCAGAUUUGCAGCCUCCAACUUCGGGAAAGACCGUUUUGUGAAGCUCCUGGAUCAGCUGCACAACUCCCUGCGUAUCGAUCUCUCCAUGUACAGAAAUAAUUUCCCAGCCAGCAGCAAGGCUCGCCUCAGUGACCUCAAAUCUACUGUGGAUCUUCUCACCAGCAUCACUUUCUUCAGGAUGAAGGUCUUGGAACUGCAGAGUCCUCCCCGUGCAGCCAACGUGGUGCGGGAUUGCGUCAAGGCCUGCCUGAACUCCACCUACGAGUAUAUCUUUAACAACUGUCUGGAGCUUUUCAACCGCCAGUUUCAACCCGCUGUCCAAGCACCUGAGCCAGACAAGAAAAAGAAGAAGAAGAAGGAAAAAGCAGAGGGUCAGGAAGCUGAAGAUGAUGAUGAAGAGGAGGAGGAUGAAGAAGAAGAGGAGGAAGAGGAGGAGAAGAAAGAGGAGAGUCAACCGGAAGAGCAGGGCCCAAGCAUCCAGAAUCUGGACUUUUGGCCUAAACUCAUCACACUCAUUGUGUCCAUCAUUGAGGAGGAUAAGAACUCGUACACACCCAUCAUUAACCAGUUUCCUCAAGAGCUCAAUGUGGGUAAAGUCAGCGCAGAGGUCAUGUGGAUGCUCUUCGCUCAGGACAUGAAAUAUGCCCUAGAGGAACAUGAGAAGCAUAAGCUCUGUAAGACUGCUGACUACAUGAACCUGCACUUUAAGGUCAAGUGGCUGUACAACGAGUACGUUCAGGACCUGCCUGCCUUCAAAGACGCUGUGCCAGAAUACCCUGCAUGGUUUCUCCAGUUUGUCCUUGCCUGGCUCGCUGAGAACGAGGAGGUAUCCAUGGAGUUUAUGCAUGGAGCGCUGGAGAGAGACAAGAGAGAAGGGUUCCAACAGACAUCUGAGCAUGCUCUGUUCUCCAGCUCGGUGGUGGACAUCUUCACUCAGCUCAAUCAGAGCUUUGAGAUUAUCAAGAAACUGGACUGCCCUGACCCCACGGUGGUGGCGCAUUAUAACAGACGCUUUGCCAAGACGAUCACCAAAGUGCUCCUGCAGUACUCUGCUCUGCUGGCCAAGAGCUUUCCCUCCUACUGUGAGAAGGAGAAGAUACCGUGCGUGCUGAUGAACAACAUCCAGCAGAUGAGAGUCCUUUUGGAGAAGAUGUUUGAGUCGAUGGGAGCAAAACAGCUGGAUACUGAGGCGGCUGACAUCCUGAACGAUCUGCAGGUGAAGCUCAGCACCGUCCUGGACAAUUUCAGCACCAUGUUUGCUAAGAGUUUCCAGACUCGCAUUAACGGCUGCAUGCGUCAGAUGGCUGAGAUUCUCUACCAGAUGAAAGGCCCCCCCAACCACAGCACCGCUGAGGCAGACGCUGACACCAUGCUGAGGCCCCUCAUGGAGUUUCUGGAUGGGAAUCUCAGUAUCUUUGCUGACAUCUGUGAGAAGACGGUGCUGAAGAGGAUUUUAAAGGAUCUGUGGAAGAUCGUCCUGAGCAGCCUGGAGAAGACCAUCGUGCUGCCUCAGAGCAAUGACAGCUUGGGAGCUCAGCUCCUCACAGCAGCUAAAGGACUUUCUAACCUCAAGGGAGGAGGUGAAGCCAAAACCCUGACGCCCAAGCAAUGCAUAAUUAUUGAUGCAAGCCUUGAGUCAAUCAAGCAAUAUUUCCACGCUGGAGGAAAUGGGCUGAAGAAGGCAUUCGUCGAGAAAAGUCCUGAACUGGCAUCGCUGCGUUACGCCCUCUCCCUCUACUCCCAGAGCACCGAUGCUCUCAUCAAGACCUUUGUCACCACACAGCACUCCCAAGUGCAUGAUGGGAUGGGCAUCAGAAUCACCGCCAAUGAGAAGAUCAGACCUGAUAGGGGUUCGGGGGUAGAUAAGCCGAUCGGAGAGGCCUUGCUGCAGAUCGACAUGCUGCUCGGCAAAGACCGCAAGGUCAACGUCAAAGUCAUUGCGGUGAACGACAUGAAGUGGCAGACGUCUGGGAUGUUUCGGCCUUUCGUCGACGUCUCCAUGGUCGGUCCAUUCCUGGCUGACAAGAAGCGCAAGUUCACCACAAAAUCCAAGAACAACAGCUGGACGGCCAAGUUCAACGAGGCUUUCCAGUUCAUCCUGGGUAAAGAAUCCCCAGACUGCUACGAGCUGCAGGUGACGGUGAAGGAUUACUGUUUCGGACGGGCGGACCGGGUGGUCGGCAUGGCCGUCGUUCAGCUGCGCGAUGUGGCCGACCGCAAGAGCUGCGUGUGCUGGUGUCCUCUCGGGCCACGCAUUCACACCGAUGAGACGGGCAUGACGGUGAUGCGUAUCCUCUCCCAGCGUCCUGCUGACGAGGUGGCCAAAGAGUUUGUCAAGCUGAAAUCGGAAACUCGUCCCGCGGAGGAAGGCAGAUGAGCUGAAACGGGCUUUACUGAAAGCGAGGUUUAGAAGUGUGGCUUUGACUUUGUUUUCUGUGAGCAGCGCUUCACCUUCAUCCUUAACGCAGACCCUUCUGACUGAUGAUGUACAACGAGUUUGUCAUAGUUGGAAUAAGAAAAAUGGAUUCGUUUAAAAGGGCAAAUUUUGAGGAAGAGAUCGUCUCUCAAAAUGUAUAAAAAGUAUUUUUCAUAGCACCAGUUUACGAUACCAGUCCUAUCAAUGGAUUGUAUAUCAGACGAUGAUUUUAGAGAGAAUCACCGAUCCAACCAACCCUACGAGAAAGCUCUUAGCAACGACAGAGACAAAAACCUCUUUUAACAGGAAGAAACUUCUGAAAACAGGUUCUCAGGAACGGCAGCCAUCUGCUGUGAUCGUUUCAGGUGAGGGGAAGCUCAGCAUAGCGUCUAUCCAGCUAACUUUGCUUUUUUUUGUGGUGUCAUUUCAUAAUUUUAUAUUUUAACCUUCUUUAGUGAGUUAAUCUGGAUAAAAUCCUUCUGACUUUCAAAUACCACUGAGAUACUUGACCGCGCGACACAUUUUAAAACUAGACCUAAACAGUAACCUCUGAUUGAAGUUUAGCAGCAGGACGACAACUCAAACACUCUGACUCUGUUUUUCUCAUGACUCCAGGGGCCCCUGCAGACCCUCAGUGAGGCCAACACCACUGUAGGCCUAAGUCUUUGCUCACCCUCCUCUAUAAACUUUGUCUAAUUGUGUUUGAGGUUGUAGUCCUUGCUGGUGAAUCGACUGUCUAUUGACUGAGAUUACACGAGCGUGACCCCAUAUUCUUCUUAUAAUGUUUGAGCCUUUGAGGCCUUUAAACUCUUUACAGAUACCUUGUGUGACUCUGGAACAACCUCUGGAUCCAAAAACUAAUGUCAUGAAAAAGUGAACAAAUGUUUAAUUUGGCAGGAUUUGUUGCAGAAAGCUGAAACAUUUAAGACUGAUCCACAAUUUAGUCAACAGACGGAGUUAUAACUGUAACACACAUAUGUUAAUUAACACAACUUAAGAAAGGACCAGUUAUCACACAGUAGUCGGGAAAUGCAUUAUCCAGAGAGUGAGUGUCACACAUUUGCAGCCAAAUUUAACAGUGUGAAAUAUUGUGAUACAGUGUCAGAUCCUGAUGAUUUGCAGGUAAUCAAACAGGAAAUGUCUCAGAGGUGUUUUUCCCUUUGAUGUUAGCUUCAGACUGAUCUAUAAAACCUGCAGGAGCGCUAAUACGGGCUGUGGUUUGAUUUUGUAGCAAGUUUUUAUGGAUUGCGUUGCCUUAAAAUAAGCAGAUGAGUUAGCUAACGAAGCUAGCCUGCUCUGAGAGACUUGAAAUAUGACAACACUGACUUGUAAAUUUAAAAAAAAAAGAUUUUAUUCAGAAGCAAAAAAUCAUGACUUAAGAAUCUGACUGACUGCUGGGCCGUCGGGUGUUUCAGGUUUUGGUUUAAUGCUAAUUUGUGAUGGUGACAAAAUGCUGUGAAUGGAAACAACAGCUGAAAAACCCUUGUAAGUGUUACAUAGCGUGAACUCGAAUAUGGGACCAAACAUGGACCUCGGAUCAUUCCAUUUUGUUUACUUUAACAGUUUUUACAAACUAGGACAGAUAAAAUCAGCCGCUGCAGCCUCGCCGUGCAUGCACCGUCACAUGUUUGACCGUUUUCAUGUUUCCAAACACAGGGUGGCAUUUUGCAUUAACGUAAAACUUUGAAGGAAAAUACAGGCAGAGCAUAGGGGCCGGUUUGAACGGACUGAACUGUAAGUGGGUUUUUUUUCCACCCUCUUGUCUGUUUACUAUGUGCCAAGGAACUCAAGUGUUCAGCGAGCCUCAUUCAGCUUUCUCACAUGUUUCGGGUUGUAUUUGACAGAUGUGGCCUUUGCAGACAUCCCACUUUUUACUUUUCCAAAACUGGCUGCACGAAAGCAACUUUAGAAGUGAGCCACAUCUGUAGUCACACCCGAACUCUUGCACUCUGUUUCACUGUAAGUUUGUAAGAAAUGAAACCAAUGCCUACAUCCAGAGCAUGUAUUUAUUGUAAACAGUCAACUAGAAUUGUGAUUUCUUUCCCCCCAUGUAUGUACUGUGAAAUAUGAAGACUGUAUGUAAAGUACUUAUCAUUAUUCUAAUGUGACAUAUGUUGAAUAUACUUGUAACAUUAUUUUGUACAUAAAAUAUUUAUGAAUCAA
Oreochromis niloticus (Nile tilapia) is the source of this 9429-nucleotide messenger RNA. It is a transcript of the gene unc13ba, whose product is annotated as unc-13 homolog Ba (C. elegans). The transcript has 34 exons. Gene Ontology annotation, molecular function: syntaxin-1 binding; calcium ion binding; calmodulin binding. The coding region runs from base 760 to 7227 and encodes 2155 amino acids. The record is from RefSeq and is a predicted model, not a curated record. Gene Ontology annotation, biological process: synaptic vesicle priming; presynaptic dense core vesicle exocytosis; synaptic transmission, glutamatergic. NCBI's taxonomy places the organism in Eukaryota, Metazoa, Chordata, Actinopteri, Cichliformes, Cichlidae. Gene Ontology annotation, cellular component: presynaptic membrane; terminal bouton; synaptic vesicle membrane.